This is a messenger RNA of Pestalotiopsis fici W106-1, 1863 nucleotides long. Its product is annotated as alpha-N-arabinofuranosidase A. Bases 1 to 1863 code for a protein of 620 amino acids. Gene Ontology annotation, biological process: L-arabinose metabolic process. Gene Ontology annotation, molecular function: alpha-L-arabinofuranosidase activity. The transcript has 8 exons. The record is from RefSeq and is a predicted model, not a curated record. NCBI's taxonomy places the organism in Eukaryota, Fungi, Ascomycota, Sordariomycetes, Amphisphaeriales, Sporocadaceae.
AUGCAGUUCUUUCUUCACGUACUGGCCGGUCUUGGACUGGCCACCCUCAUUGGCAAGUCAAACGGCAUUGCCUUGACAGUGUCCCAAGAUCCAGGCAAUUCAACAUCUAGCAAGAUGUGGGGAUUGAUGUUUGAAGACAUCAAUCACUCAGGCGACGGCGGCAUUCAUGGCCAGCUUCUGCGCAACAAUGGUUUUCAGGGCACUAAUCCAGGGUUGACCGCAUAUUUUGCUGUCGGAGGUACCGAGCUUGCUGUCGAUGAGUCGAUUCCACUCUCUACGGCCAUCAGCAACACGCUACAAGUCAGUGUAGCCGCCGAAUUGACGGGCCAGGUGGGAUUUGGUAACGAGGGAUACUGGGGAAUUCCAGUUGACGGAAGCGCCCACAACCAUACCAUCUUCAUUCGAGGCGCCUACGAAGGCCCAAUGACCUGGACUCUAGUCAGUGCAUCAAGCGGGGAGGUAUUUGCCAAUGGAACUUUUGACGUCAGCAGUGAGAGUGAUCGUUUCACCGAGUUUACCAGCACGGCAAGGUCAAUGCGCACAUCUGCCACUGAUAUUGAAUAUCAUUUGACCUUUGAUGCCGCCCAAGUUGCGGGAUCUUCACUCUGGUUCGGUCUUCCCCAGCUCUACGCAGAGACAUUUGCGGGACGACAAAAUGGACUAAAGACAUUCAUGGCAGAGGCCAUCAAUGAUAUUGGUGGAAGCUUUCUACGUUUCCCAGGCGGUAAUAAUUUGGAAGGACCAAAUGUUGCCAAUCGUUGGAAGUGGAACGAGACGGUUGGGCCUCUUGUGUCACGUCCGGGUCAUCAAGGUGCUUGGGGAUACGGUAAUACAGAUGCACUAGGUCUUCAUGAAUAUUUUGAGUGGUGCGAAGACAUGGGACUCGAUGCCUUUGUGGGUAUCUAUUCAGGGUAUUCUCUGGACGGUACAUCCAUCACCGGCUCUGCCUUGGAUCCCUAUGUUGACGAUGCUUUGAAUGAGCUAGAGUACAUUCUAGGCGAUGCUUCCACUCCCAUGGGGUCUUGGCGGGCUAGUAACGGCCGUCAAGAACCCUGGACCAUUACAUGGCUCGAAAUUGGAAAUGAAGACGAUUUUGCCUGUGGCACAUAUGCAGAGCGGUUCACGGCCUUCUAUGAUGCUAUCAAAACUACAUAUCCAGAUCUACAGCUCGUUGCAUCAGCCACUGGGUUCGGGUGUCUGCCGGAUCCUUUCCCAGAGAACGUCUGGAUUGAUUACCACGAAUACAAUAUUCCAGACAACUACGUCACCAACUUCAAUCAAUGGGACAACGUCUCGAGAAGGAACAAAUACAUCAUUGGGGAAAUGGCUCGCUGGGGCGCUGAAUGGUCGGAUAUGCGCGGGUCAGUGUCCGAGGCUAUUUUCAUGCUUGGUCUUGAACGCAAUAGCGACUUGAUCCAAGGCGCGGCCUUUGCGCCACUCCUGAGUCUCGUUGACAAUCAACAGUGGACGCCAAACUUGAUCCCGUACCACCAGUCUCCAGACGGGCUGGUGUUGACGUCGAGCUAUUGGACUCAGCAGCUUUUCGCCCAAAAUGCAGGUGACAUGACGCGGGCCGUGACUUCUGAUACAGAGUUUGGUCCUGUUUACUGGAGUGCUGUGAGCGCAGGCACCUCGUACAUGGUCAAACUCGCCAACUAUGGUGCGGACCCGCAACCGGUGACGAUCAACGUUGCAGGCAAGACUGCUGCAAACUUGUCGGUCCUAAGCAACGACGAUCCAGAUGCUGCCAACACCGACGUGACCAGCCCGAUCGUAGCUCCGAUCGUCUCAAGCAUAUCGGGAAACGCUUCAUUCACUUUCAGUUUGCCAGCCUGGUCUGUGGCCGUUGUCAGAGCAGAUUAG